This is a messenger RNA of Symbiodinium necroappetens, 789 nucleotides long. NCBI's taxonomy places the organism in Eukaryota, Dinophyceae, Suessiales, Symbiodiniaceae. The record is from the annotation of a GenBank genome assembly.
GUGACGAUUUUCCGGCAGUUGAGGCUUCUCGUCGGUACUUGUAUAGCAAGCAUCGGAGCUCUCUUCUGGUCGAUGGUGCUGCUCAUGGUGUUGAAAGUCGGCUUCGCACUGAUCAUCUGCCAAGCUUUGCAGGGGUACGUUUUGGAUGACCAGCAAGAUCUGGAUACGCGGCUGUUAGUCAACAACUUGUACGGAGACUUUGGGAAAGCUUUCUACACAAUGUUCGAGGUAACUCACUCUGGUAGCUGGCCGAGAGUUGUCCGUCCUGUUGUGGACGACGUGGAUGCAUUGUAUGCCAUACCUUUCUUAACGUACAUCACACUGGUGGUGUUUGCCGUGAUAAGGAUCGUUACAGCCCUGUUUCUCAAAGAGACUUUGGCCAGCGCCGCCAAUGAUGCCGACAUGGUCAUGGAAGACAACCGUCGAAUGGCCCGCGAUGCCCAAAACAAGCUGGAAGAGCUUUUCCGGGCAGCAGACGAUGAUGGGGAUGGCAACCUGACUAAAGAUGAGUUUGCUGCAGCUAUGAGUCUGCCCAGUGUGCAAGGCUUCUUGACGUCUCUGGAUGUUAGUGUUCGGGACUGCCACCCGCUUUUUGAUAUCCUGGAUGAUGGAGACGGGCUGAUCACGACCGCAGAGUUCUGCAAGGGCCUGAUGCAGCUCAAGGGGCAGGCACGGGCUUUGGAUAUCUUCGUCUUGCAACGUGAGAAUGCUAAGCUCAUGAAGGAAUGCCAGGACAUCCAACGUUUUCUUCUGGACAUCUCUGAGUCCUUCAGGGGUGCUGUAAAAUAA